GCCCGUGACUUGUGUCGCAUCCCCUGUGUCUGCAAGACGUGGAAAAGCCUUCUCUGCGAGACUUACGCCAAAUCGGAGGCCAACCGACGGCGUGUGCGACACCUCAAGAGAGUCCGCAAACUACGCAAAAGUGUGGGACAGGAGAAUUGGCCAAUAAAAGGACGCACACCUGUGGCCACCCGUUCCCGCACAGCCUUAUCUGAUAUCCGGAACGUCUACCGAACUAUCAAACCGACUAAAAGGGGAACUGGCGCUCAGUCAUCGUUUACCACCACUACCACUAUAUCAACGUCUAAUACCAGACACAAAGAUAUGGGCUUAAGAGCUCUGAGAUAACCACUAAGCGAUGCUAUC
This is a messenger RNA of Oppiella nova, 354 nucleotides long. NCBI's taxonomy places the organism in Eukaryota, Metazoa, Arthropoda, Arachnida, Sarcoptiformes, Oppiidae. The record is from the annotation of a GenBank genome assembly.